AUGGCGACCCAGACCCAGACCCGCUCCGAGAGCCUGGUCAAGCUCUCGAACCGGGGCAAGCUCUACCAAAAGGGCGGAUCCACAGAUACCCUGCUCAAGCGCCUCAAGGCCGUGCGCGCCGAGCUGAGCGAAAUGGACCAGGACUACUGCGACGUCCGCUCGCUCGACGAGGUCCGCAAGGAGCUCGUCAGCACCGCCCUCAUGCUUCACAAGGACAAGGCCGUCAAGGCCUACGUGGCGUGCUGCCUCGCAGACAUGCUCCGCCUCUACGCUCCGAACGCCCCCUACACCCAGACUGAGCUCAGAGACAUCUUUCAGUUCUUCAUCCACCAGCUCACCGCGGGCCUCGCCAAGCCGUCGUCGCCGCAGUACUCGGAGCACUUCUACCUGCUCGAGAGCCUGAGCCACAUCAAGAGCGUCGUGCUGGUGUGCGACCUCAGCAACGCCGAUGAGCUCAUGACCGAGUACUUCAAGGGCUUCUUUGACCAGGCGCGUCCCGACCUCUCCAAGAACGUCGAGCUGUGCAUGAUCGACGUGCUGGUGGCGCUCAUCGACGAGUGCCAGACGCUGCCGACCGAGGUGCUCGAGCUGCUGCUGGCCAACUUUGGCACAAAGGCCGUCAAGCACAAUGCCGCCGCCCAUCGCAUGGCCGUCGAGGUAUGCUCGGCCACCCGCGACAAGCUGCAAAAGUACAUUGCGCAGUACUUCACCGAGGUGAUUGUGUCGGCGUCGCGCGAAGACGACCAGGACGAGCGGAUGGAGGCGCUGCAGACGGCGCACUCGCUCAUCAUGCAGAUCAACCGCUCGGUGCCCACGCUGCUGCUCAACGUGAUCCCGCAGCUCGAGGAGGAGCUCAAGGCCGAAGACGCGCAGCUGCGCAUCCUCGCCACGAAGGUGCUCGGCCAGAUGUUUGCGGAGCGGCCCUCGUCGACGGGCGCCGGCGGUGACCUGGCGCAGAAGUACUCGGCCACCUGGAAGGCAUGGCUCGGGCGUGCAAACGACAAGAGCGCCACGCUGCGCACCGUGUGGGUCGAGGCGACCCGCAACCUGCUCAUCAACCACCCGGAGCUGCGCGGCGACCUGACGCCCAUCCUCGAGCAGAAGCUGCUGGAGCCCGACGAGCGGGUGCGUGCCGCCAUGGCCAAGACGCUGGGCAGCCUCGACUACGAGACGGCGCUCCACCACGUCGACAAGCGCGUGCUGAUCAAGCUCGUCGACCGCUGCAAGGACAAGAAGGCCAACGUCCGCCGAGCUGCGAUGGAGGCGUCGGGCAAGAUGUUUGACAUGGCCUUUUCCGAGAUCGAGAGCCACGACCCGGCCGCCACGCGGCAGUUUGCGUGGAUCGCUUCCGAGAUCCUCAAGUGCGUCUACGCCGGCGGCUCUGACAUGCUGCAGGCGGCGGCCGCUGCCGUCGAGCAGCACAUCCUGCCGCUCCAGGCCAACGGCAGCGCCGACGACGACGAGGCGGCCUGGGCCAACCGGCUGCUGCUGGUCAUGAAGUUCCUCGACCCGGAGGCGAUCAAGGCGCUCUUCCGGCUGACCAACCUCAUCUACCAGCGACCCAGCGUCUUUGACCAGUUCGUAGCGUGCUGCGAGGCCUACAACGGCGGCGAGGUCGACAAGGACAGGGAUGUGGCGGCGGUCAAGGCGGCCAUGGCCGACAGCAUCCGGCGCUGCGCCACCCAGUUCGGCGACCCGCAGCGGGCCCAGUCGGACCUGCACGCCUUUGCCAAGCUCAACGAUGCGCGCAUCUACCGGCUGCUCAAGACGUGCUUCGACCCGCAGCAGGAGCUCAAGGCGCUGGUUAAGGCGCGCGCCGAUGCGCUGCGGCGCGUCGAGAACGCCAAUGCGGCCAUCCUCGACACCAUGACCGUCUUUGUGCGCAGCGGCUCGUUUUUCCUCGUCAACCGCUCGACGAUCCCGACGCUGGUCAAGCGGCUGCAGCAGAGCAAGCACGACUUUACGCCGAGCCAGGUCUUCCGCGAGUCGCAGUCGCAGUCGCAGCCGCUGGCGGGCCUCGACGAGACCGAGUCGCAGGCGCGCGUGCUAGCGAGGAGCAUGGCCCAACUGCCCGACAUGGAGGCGUUUCAGUCUUGCUCCAACGAGGUGCUCGAGUUUGUCGCCAAGCACUGCCCGCAGAUGUUUGCGGCCCACGUGCCCGAGCUGUGCCGGUCGCUGCACGAUGAGGGCAACCGCAUUCUCGUCCAGACCAGCCUCCAGGCGUUGGCGGCCGUGGCGCGCUGGAACGUCGACAAGGUGCAGCUCGACAGGAAGGCCAUCGACCGGGCGGCGCGCUACGUGCAGCGCGGCACGCCGCUCCAGGCCAAGUUUGCGGCCAAGCUGCUGGCAAUCGUCGGGUAUGCCGGCAUCGCCAAGGCGGCCAAGGACAGCAAGGGCAAGGGCGGCGGUGGCGGUGGACCACGGUCGGGCGCGAGCGGCUCCCAGAACCACGGCGGCGGCGGCGGCGGCAACUCGGCCUCGGUGGCCUACCAGGUGGUUGAGGAGGUGCUCGAGACGCUGGCGCGCGACCUGGCCAAGACGUCGGGGGAACGCCAGGUGGCCAGCCUGCACGCGCUGGCGCAGAUGUUCAAGCACGCGCCCGACGCCACCGAAAACGUGUCCGACACCGUCGUCAAGACGCUGCUCGCCAACAUCCUCUCGAAGCCGAGCUCUGCCAAGGCCGACGACUUUGCCGAGGCCGAGGACUGGAUCGACGACGACAAGGUGGAGCCGGAGCUGCAGGCCAAGCUGCUGUCGCUCGUGGUGCUGACGAAGCGGUGCGCCGCCUUUGCCGAGACGCCCAACGCCGGCGACGUGGCUAAGCCCGUCUUCCGGCUGCUGUGGACCGUCAUCGUCCAAGGCGAGGCCAAGGCGCUGGCGACGCCGGCGCCGCACCGGUCGCGGAUGCGGCUGCAGGCGGCCGUGUGCGUGCUCAAGCUGGCGCGCCACACCGUGUUUGACCAGAUGAUUGGGCGCGAGUACUUCCACCUGGCCUUUACGGUGCAGGACGAGUGCUUCAACGUGCGCAGCAAGGUGCUCCACAAGCUCCUCACCUACCUCUCGCGGCGGCGCAUCGACCCGCGCUUCCUGGCCAUGGCCUUCCUGGCCGCCUUUGACCCCGAGGACGAGAACCGCAACAUGGUGAUGCGCUACUGCGCCACGACGUCGCGCUCGCUGCCGCCCGAGCUGCGGCUCAAGCUGCUCGACGUGUCGUUCCCGCGCUUCAUCCACCUGCUGGCCAACCACCCAGACUUUUCGCGCGACUCGACCGAGGAGCUGCUCCAGUUUGUGCGCUACCUCGACUUUUUCUGCGACUGCCUCGCCACGGCGCAGAACGUCAGCCUCUUUUUCUACCUGGCCAACCGCGUCAAGCAGGUGCGCGACGCCGAGAGCCAGGGCGCCAGCGAGAAUCUGUACACGCUCAGCGAGAUGGCGCAGCUCGUCAUCAAGCGCCGCGUCGAGGCCAACGGCUGGACAAACGAGACGUACCCGGGCAAGAUUACGCUGCCCGCCGACAUCUUCAAGCCGCUGCCCAGCCUCGAGGUGCAGAGGGAGGUGAGUCGGACUACGAGUGCUGGGGAACCCCCAGCCAAAGAUUGCAAGCUCGGCGCCCAGCGAGCUUCGUGA
Molecule: messenger RNA, 3627 nt
Organism: Pseudozyma flocculosa PF-1
Lineage: Eukaryota; Fungi; Basidiomycota; Ustilaginomycetes; Ustilaginales; Ustilaginaceae
Exons: 3
Coding region: 1-3627 (1208 amino acids)
Biological process (GO): DNA repair; mitotic sister chromatid cohesion
Cellular component (GO): chromatin; nucleus
Source: RefSeq, a predicted model, not a curated record